AUGCUGACUUUCUCCAAUACCUGCUUCAGCCCGUCUUCUUUCUUCCUGACCGGCAUUCCUGAGCUGGAAACCACCCACCUGUGGAUCUCCAUUCCUUUCUGCUCCAUGUACAUCAUUGCCAUCCUGGGGAACUUUACCAUCCUCUUCAUCGUCAAGGCUGAGCAGAGCCUGCACGAGCCCAUGUACAUCUUCCUCUGCAUGCUGGCUGUCAUUGACCUGGUCCUCUCCACCUCCACCAUGCCCAAGCUGCUCAGCAUCUUCUGGUUUAACACCCAGGAGAUCAACGUGCAUGCCUGCCUGCUCCAGAUGUUUUUCAUUCACUCUUUUGCCACCAUCGAGUCUGGGAUUUUCCUGGCCAUGGCUUACGACAGGUAUGUGGCCAUCUGCAACCCUUUGAGGCACAAAGCUAUUUUGACACACUCCAUCAUUGCCAAGAUUGGGCUCAUGGCCGUGAUACGGGGGGUGCUGUAUAUUGCCCCCCUGCCCCUGCUCAUCAAGCGUCUCACCUACUUUCGGACCAAUGUCAUCGCCCACUCCUACUGCGAGCACAUGGCCGUGGUGAUGCUGGCCUGUGAGGACAUCACUGUCAACAACCUCUAUGGCAUGACCAUUGGCUUUCUGGUGCUCAUUGGGGAUUCCCUGUGCAUUGCUUUCUCCUACGCAAUGAUCUUCCGGACUGUCUUCAGUCUCAGCACCCUGGAGGCACGGCUCAAGUCCAUCAGCACCUGCAGCUCGCACAUCUGUGCCAUCCUGGUCUUCUACAUCCCCAUUGCGGUGUCCUCUCUGACGCAUCGCUUUGGGUGGCACGUGGCUCCUCCCAUUCACAUCCUGCUGGCCAACUUCUACCUGAUCAUCCCCCCGGUGUUAAACCCCAUUGUCUACGCUGUGCGGACCAAGGAAAUCCGGAGGAGGCUGUACAAGUUGCUAUACUCUAAUGGUCUGGUGCAGAAGCAGCAUACUUUGCAGAAACCGGGUUAG
Alligator mississippiensis (American alligator) is the source of this 978-nucleotide messenger RNA. Its product is annotated as olfactory receptor 52M1. The record is from RefSeq and is a predicted model, not a curated record. Bases 1 to 978 code for a protein of 325 amino acids. Lineage: Eukaryota; Metazoa; Chordata; Crocodylia; Alligatoridae. Gene Ontology annotation, molecular function: olfactory receptor activity; G protein-coupled receptor activity. The transcript has a single exon. Gene Ontology annotation, cellular component: membrane. Gene Ontology annotation, biological process: G protein-coupled receptor signaling pathway.